CGCGUUUUUUUCAGACAAAUCAAGUUAUACAGAAUGACUCUUGUCCAGCAAGUGUCAUUUUGCAGAGUAUAUCAAUGUUAUCGACAAUUGUCGACCCAGAGUUACUCAAAGAAGUCUGCUAAGCACAGGAACAAAAAAUACCAAGCCGCCUCAAAUGACAACAUUAUUAAGAGUCGAACUCUUUGGGAGCCUUUUCGGGAGGUGCUUUCUGACCAUGCCUUGGGAGCAGAGAACCAUGUUGUUGAGGAAACACCGAAGGAUGACGGCGCCGGGCGCGCCGCGCGCUUCUGGGGCGUCUCGCCGGCGGAGGCGCACGAGCGCGCCGCCGACGCGGUGACGCCGCUGUGGCGACUGGCCUACCCGCGCCAGCUGGAGGUGAAGCAGGCGCGCGUGACGGCGCUGCUGCGCCAGCUGGCCGGCCGGCUGCCCGCCACGGAGCCGGCGGCCGGCGGCCGGCGCCGCUCGGCGCUGCCCUGCCGACUGGACACCAUAGUACCCUCGCCGCUGGUAGACGGGUACCGGAACAAAGAAGAAUACAAGAUCGGCGAGGGCGCUGACGGCCAUCCGCGCACCGUCGGCUUCAUCUUCUCGAGUCCUUCGCGCGGGCCCCCGCUCUGUCUGCCCGGCGACCGGUUGCGAAACUGCCGGCCAGAGCACGCCCGCACUGCCCUGGCGUUCCAGCAGUUUGUGCGCGAGUCGCCGCUGGCUGCGUGCAGUCGGCUGGACGACGGCGGCCACUGGCGCUCGCUGCUGGUGCGCAGCAGCCGCGCCGGCCACCUGCUGGCCGCCGUCACGCUGCACCCGCAGCGGCUGGAGCCGGCCGCCAUCGAGGCUGAGAGGCGCCGGCUGGCCGAGUUUUUCCGCGCCGGCCCGGGCGCCCACUGCCGGCUGGACGCGCUCUUCUUCCAGGAGUGCGGGCACGCGCGCUGCUCGGCCGACCAGGCGCCGUACCAGCGUCUGUUCGGUGCGGCGGCGCUGGAGGAGCGGCUGGGCCACGUGCGGCUGCUCGUGUCUCCGGGCUCGUUCCUGCAGGUGAACGUGCCGGCCGCCGAGCAGCUCUACCGGGUGGUGGAGGAGAGCGCGCGCCUGACGCCCGCCUCUGUGCUGCUGGACCUCUGCUGUGGCACCGGCCCAGUGAGUCUGCUGCUGGCCCGCCGCUGCCGCCAGUGUAUCGGUAUCGAGGCGACGCCCAGCUCCGUACACGACGCGAAGGAGAACGCCCGGAUCAACGGAAUUCAUAACGUGGAGUUCAUCAGCGGCAGGGUAGAGCAGGAGCUACCGCACGUGCUGGCCGACCUGGAGCUGAGCUCCGACCUGGUCGCCGUGGUGAACCCCGGCCGGGACGGCGUCGCACCGCGCGUCAUCGAUCAGCUGGUGGCGGCGCCGCGGCUGCGCCGGCUCGUCUACAUCGCCUGUCAGCCGGACCACCGUCGGACGGCGGCCAACCUGGCGGCGCUGUGCCGGCCGCCGGCCGCCGGCCGGCCGCUGCGGCUGGCGCGCGCCACGCCCGUCGACCUGUUCCCGCACACGGACCACCUGGAGCUGGUGCUCACCUUCGAGCGGUGACCGACACCGGCGCAGGGGUGCCGCGGUGACCGGCACCGGCACAGUGGUGCGGCCGGUGACCGGCGCCGGGGUGACGCGAUGACCGGCACCGGACGUGCCGCGGUAACGCGGUGAGCUCAGAAUGUGAUAUGCUGACGUGGCGCCGCCCGGUGCCCAGUAUUCAGGUGACGGAUACUGGUGGAGCAGUGUAAUGUGCCGGUAGGGAUGCCAGAAUUAUCGUCCAUGUCUUACUGGAGUGGACAUGUUUUUGCUGUGCAGUUGUCAUUGAAAAAUCAUGUCAUGGCUGAUCGUCAAGUCGCACAUAUGUGAUGUUUUUGAUAUUUGCAUUGAGGGCUACGACGUCCAUCACCGUACAAUUUUGACAUGGUUCCGUCAUUUGCAAACAGUAUGCCCGGCUGACUGUUUAAUAAUAAACGCUCACUUUAAACGCUAUAUGUCAGUGUGCUAUGUCACCCAGAGGCGC
This is a messenger RNA of Amphibalanus amphitrite, 2029 nucleotides long. Its product is annotated as tRNA (uracil(54)-C(5))-methyltransferase homolog. Lineage: Eukaryota; Metazoa; Arthropoda; Thecostraca; Balanomorpha; Balanidae. The transcript has 9 exons. Gene Ontology annotation, molecular function: RNA methyltransferase activity. The record is from RefSeq and is a predicted model, not a curated record. Gene Ontology annotation, biological process: RNA processing. The coding region runs from base 34 to 1566 and encodes 510 amino acids.